Molecule: messenger RNA, 4014 nt
Organism: Danio aesculapii
Lineage: Eukaryota; Metazoa; Chordata; Actinopteri; Cypriniformes; Danionidae
Gene: mtss2b
Product: MTSS I-BAR domain containing 2b
Exons: 15
Coding region: 465-2840 (791 amino acids)
Biological process (GO): plasma membrane organization; cell projection assembly
Cellular component (GO): actin cytoskeleton; cytoplasmic side of plasma membrane
Molecular function (GO): phospholipid binding; actin binding
Source: RefSeq, a predicted model, not a curated record
CCGGCCUCCAUGUGACAGGAGAAACUGUACUACCCAAUGCGCUGCGCAUGGAUCGAGUUACUGAGUUCUGGCCUCUCGCGCCGCUGCUCACUUCAGUCAGUCAGCAGUCAGUCUCAGCCGGGCGGGUGCAGGCGCACCGACACACCGCUCCACACUCACUCUCCGCCUUCUCACAUCCAUUCAGCUUCAUUCCGAAGAUGACCGUGAGCACUGCGGGUACAUCCACGAGCCUCACCUCCUCCAACCGCGGAGAGUAGAUCCGGAGCCGAGGAGAGAGAGAGCGAGUAACCCACCUCUCUCUCGUCUCUCCCCAUCAUCUGCCUCAAACCGACAGCCGAAGACAGCCCAAAUCUCGAUCUCACCCACAAACACUCCUGCUUUUAGCUCUCGAGACGCGUCUCGUCGGUCGGGAUAUUGUGGAAGUAAUUUUAACGCAAGGAUUUUGUUUGCUCUGUUCGCUGAGGAUGGAUAAUAUCAACGUGGAGUCGGUGGAGAAGGAGUGCGGGGCGCUCGGUGGAUUAUUCCAGGCGAUUGUCAAUGAUAUGAAGUGUUCAUAUCCCAUCUGGGAAGACUUCAAUGCCAAGGCCACCAAACUGCACUCUCAACUCCGAACCACUGUACUUGCAGCCGUGGCCUUUUUGGAUGCCUUUCAGAAGGUGGCAGAUAUGGCAACCAACACAAGAGGCGCCACAAGGGACAUCGGAUCAGCGCUGACCCGCAUGUGUAUGAGACAUCGCAGCAUUGAGGCGAAACUACGCCAUUUUACUAAUGCUUUGAUGGAGAGCCUGAUCACUCCUCUACAAGACCGUAUUGAAGACUGGAAGAAGACAGCCAAUCAGCUGGACAAAGACCACGCCAAAGAGUACAAACGCUCUCGCCAUGAAAUCAAGAAGAAAUCUUCAGACACAAUGAAAUUACAGAAGAAAGCCAGGAAAGGCCGGGGCGAUCUUCAGCCUCAGCUGGACAGCGCGAUGCAGGACGUGAAUGACAUGUAUCUGCUGAUGGAGGAGACGGAGAAGCAGGCAGUGCGGCGGGCUCUCGUGGAGGAGAGAGGGCGCUUCUGUACCUUCAUCAGCUUCCUGCAGCCUGUCGUGAAUGGAGAAAUCGCCAUGUUGGGAGAGAUCACUCACCUACAGGCCAUUAUUGAUGACCUCACAGUGUUAACCUCUGACCCCCACAAACUGCCCCCAGCCAGUGAGCAGGUAAUCAAAGAUCUUAAGGGUUCCGAUUACUCAUGGUCCUACCAGACUCCCCCUUCUUCACCCAGCAGCUCAGGCUCCAGGAAGAGCAGCAUGUGCAGCAGUGUAAACAGCGCGCAUAGUAGCGCGUCUCGGUCCUCUGGUGGCUCUCAGACUCACUCACCCAGUUCGUCCUGUCGCUACCGCAGCCUGGCCCAGCCGCUCACGACCGCAGCUCACCGCCUCAGCAGUGUCUCGUCCCACGACUCCGGCUUCAUCUCACAGGACGCCAACGUCUACUCCAAACCCCCGUCACCCAUGCCCUCCGAUAUAACCAGCCAGAAGUCCUCCAGUUCAGCGUCCUCAGAGGCGUCUGAGACCUGUCAGUCAGUGAGUGAGUGUAGCUCUCCAACAACAUUUGGCUCGUCCUUCGCUACCUUCCGCCCUGCUCUCUCUCACACUGGCUCCAUCAGGCCUUUCUCUGUCAUUCUUCCUGCGUCCCCACCCUAUAACCGCUCCCCCGGAUCCAACACACCCUCUCCCACAUCCAAGGUUCCUUGCUGGAAGGAUUGGUCAAAGGUAGGUUCGAGCGAUCAGCCGCUGGCCAGCACCCUUCAGAGGAGGAAAGAGCCUGUGGCAGAAACCUCUCCUCAGUCACAGGGAUAUUCAGAAGAUCCCCAGAGGCCAAGGAUGACCCCGGCCACUAUAGCCGCCAAGCACGGUGAGGAGGUCUCUCCAGCUGCGAGUGAUCUGGCCAUGGUGCUCACUCGAGGCCUCAGCAUGGAGCAGCAGAAGAGCAGCCGCGACUCCCUUCAGUACUCCAGUGGAUACAGCACUCAGACAACCACCCCAUCCUGCUCAGAAGACACCAUCCCUUCACAGGGCUCCGAUUACGACGGUUACUCAGUGAAUGGAGACACUGAGGCCGAUGGUCAGGCUGAAUUUGAUAAAUCCUCCACGAUUCCCCGCCACAGUAAUAUCGCCCAGAACUACCGCCGCAUGAUACAGACUAAGCGUCCUGCUAGCACAGCAGGUCUACCAAGCGGAGUGGGUGCUCUGGGCGGACCACCUGGUGGAGGGGGUGGUAUCCCCGGUACGGCCACUAUCCGCCGAACACCAUCUACAAAGCCCGGGGUGAGACGCACCCUUUCCAAUGCUGGGCCUAUUCCUAUACGCCCACCCAUCGUGCCAGUCAAGACCCCCACUGUGCCUGACUCACCCGGCGGGUCCACUGGUCCUCCCGCUCGUGUGGGCAGCGAAGAAUGUGUCUUUUAUGUGCCCGAUGACGCCUCCCCAGGAGCUCUGGAGUACGUGAAGGCCUCUCCAAAGAGGCUGAGCCUGCCAAACACUGCUUGGGGUUCAGGUGGCGUAGGUGGCCUGGAAAUGAGUGUAUAUGGGCAACCAGGCGAAGAAGAUCACCUGCUAGCCGCCAAUCGCCACAGUCUGGUGGAGAAGAUUGGGGAGCUGGUGGCAAGUGCUCACGCCUUAGGUGAGGGCCAGUUCCCUUUCCCCUCACUUCCGAACCAGCCACCGCCAGGCCCCGAAGCCCAAGUUGACCCCGAAGCGGCCCAGGAGGAAGGGGACAUGCUGAAGUCUAUCCGUCGAGGGGUGCGACUGCGCAAAACCGUCUCCAACGACCGCUCUGCACCCCGGAUUUUGUGAUGCCUCCUGGAGAGAUGGGAGAAUAAGAGUGAAGUAACCCAGAAAAAAGAUAAAACUUCACAAUGACUCUUUUUAGAGAAGGAGCUAUGAAAAAGAGGAUUAAAAAUUAAAUGUUUAAAGUCAUUAUAGAAAAUAAUGAAUAACAGUAACGAAAAAAAAAAGUAAAUGAUAUGUAACAGCAGGCUCAAGCCACUAUAACUCUUAGCGUGUCCGAACGCAUGUUUGUCUUAUUAACACGCCCAUCACCACGGGAUAGUCGAACUGUAGUCAGACAAAUUAACUACUGAAAGAACAAGGGACCAGGAUGUUUGGGGGAUUAUUUUUUGUGGUCUCCUCCAGAUUUUGGCAUGGUCCCCCAAGAAUUAAGGCCCUACCCAAAUGAUGGAUCCCAGGAGUCAGUGCUGGAGAAGCUCAUGGGGUUUGCAGGGUCUUGCCCUCCACAGUGCUCUCUCUAACCCCGCCCUCACCUCCAGAAAAUCUGACAUCACUUGAUGAAAGUGUAGCGGUUUUGGCUGUCAUGUGUUGGUCUGCAGGCUGGAGGUGAGCAGGGCUCUGCUGCAGGUCAGCUCGUGGUUGCAUAGAGGGACGCCAUGUAUCUUUUAUUUGUACACUUCCGUUGUCUUGUUUUAUUUACGAGCAGUCGCUAGACAUUUUUGUCAGGUAUGUGGAUUUUUGUAGAAUUAGGGUGAAAAUGUCAUGAUAAUGUGGAGCAAUAAUGAUUUUUUCCUUUAGUUUUUUCUUUGUUAGGGGAAGGUUUGGAAGAUGUUUUUGAUGUUCAGGUGUCUUCGGAGUAGCAGAUGCUUUCGAAGACUUCUUGUGGCUUAUUUAAAAAUGGGAAAUAGAAAGGAGGCAGAGCACUUUUAAGGUGUAGUUUUGACCACUAGUUGUCACUGUGGCCACACUGUGUGUGGUGAAUGCUGUGAGACGGCGCGGUCACAUGUCCUGGUACAUAGGGAGGUGAAUGCAUAUAGCAAUGUCAUGAAAUAGGAGAAGGGAUGUGACGCAGAGAUUGCGGGAAGAAUAUUAUUUUGGCAACAAUUGUUCAGUUUGUUAACAAUAACGGUUAAUGAGUGUCAUGAAAUAACAGUACAGUGUUUAUUCAGCUCCAUAGGUUAAAUGUUAAUAUUUACUCAUUAUAAAAAUAGAUUAAAUUGUUGAUAUGUUCAGCUGUAUG